This is a messenger RNA of Homarus americanus (American lobster), 7405 nucleotides long. RefSeq names its product transcription factor GAGA-like. Bases 77 to 1306 code for a protein of 409 amino acids. Gene Ontology annotation, molecular function: protein binding. The record is from RefSeq and is a predicted model, not a curated record. The transcript has 7 exons. Gene Ontology annotation, biological process: regulation of transcription by RNA polymerase II. Gene Ontology annotation, cellular component: nucleus. Lineage: Eukaryota; Metazoa; Arthropoda; Malacostraca; Decapoda; Nephropidae.
UUUUAGCCCAGCGGUGUGUUAGGUGUUGUGAUGAAGGCGACUGACCCCGAGUGUAUUCUCUCAAUUAUCUUUAACCAUGGAGGCCGAAGUAUUAGCUCUCAAGUGGAACAAUCACCAGAGUAUCUUCUAUCAUAUUAUCAGUGGACUUAGAACUAAGGGUAGCUACACUGAUGUAACACUGGCAUGUGAAGGCAAGUUUUAUCCCGUCCAUAAGUUGGUUCUCUCAACGUGUAGUGAAUAUUUUAGUGACAUUUUUGACCGCACACCGUGUAAAAAUCCGGUUAUUGUUUUAAAAGAUAUACAGUGUCAAGAUCUUGAGUUCUUGCUGGACUAUAUGUACAUUGGUGAGGUCAAUGUAAGACAAACUGAACUUUCAUCACUCAUUAAGGCAGCAGAGUGUCUCAGAAUCAAAGGCUUGGCUGUGCCGGAUGAAGAUCCAAAGUCCUUAGCCUCUGAUGUAGGUAAUUCUGAACCCGUCAUUCGGCAACGUCCUGUGGAGCAGCAUCAUAUAGACCGUAAUAGUCCGCCGGCAAAGAGACGACGGGCCGAAGACCGGAGAACAAGUACCUCUGCACCCAUAGACUCCACACCAGAUGCAUCUUGUGAGGGAAAGUCCAUAGAAGACAGACCCACAGAGGAUGCUUCACUCCCUGCCCCAGACCAUGUUGAACCCCAUGUCCCAGACCAUCAUCAGGAGAAGGAGGGAGCUGUGAGUGAUGAGGCAGCAAUGGAAGCUGUGGAACCUCUGCCACACAUCAAAAUAGAGCAAGAUCUUAGUUACCAUGAUAAAUAUGAUGUGCCCAUACAAUCAGAACCGUCUAGUUAUGAUGAGGAUCUCUACCUCCAAGAAACAGAGGAGGUUGGAGGACCCAAGAUGGAAGCAGAGGAAGCGAAGGAUGUAAUGGAGGACGACCUGAGUGUAAACUUCUCCAAUAUGUUACAGUCAACACUCUCAACUGCAGAUGGUUCUGAUCAUCAUUCUGGUCUACCUUCUCAUAUGAGUUUAGAACCGUGGGACGGUGGCACGGGACGUGGCCUCCCCGGCCACAACCUCCAGGCUAGUGGUGCUUCACACACCCCCCUCUCUCACCAUCAACAGAAGUAUGGUCCUGGGGGAGAAUUAUAUUGCCCAAUCUGUGGUAGAGCGAGCAGUCGACGGGACAACCUAGAGCGCCACAUUCGAAGUCACCUGGGAGACAAACCCUUCAAGUGCCCCUACUGUUCAUUCCGCUCCCAACUCAAGUGGAAUAUGAAAUCUCACAUUGAACGGAGACAUCCACAAUCCUGUAUGAUUCAACCACAAUGACGUCCUUUAAAUCGAAAAAUGCAACAAAUUCCACUUAAUAUUUUUCAAAGCUCACCAUACUUCUAAUUUUUAGAGAUUAUGAGCAGCACACACAACCUUCUUGCGGUGAUUUAUUAUCUGAAUAAUACUGUAAAGGCAAGUUAUAUAUUUUAAGCCUCCCAAUAAUUUUGUACAAAAUUCAAAUUGCUAUAAGUUAAUAUUGUACAAUACUGUACAUAUUAAAAAAUUUUGUAUUUGUUUGCACUUGUUAUUGUGUUUGUCUUGUCAUUAUUCAAAUUACAUUUUAAUAAGAUAAAUUAAAUAUACUGUACAGUAGUUUCCAGGAGAAUAUUUGUUCUCAAGACUUUUUUUAUUGUUUGAAAUAACUUAGUAAAUCUAUAUUAUUGAGAUUUAAACACAAGGUUAUCCUGUAUUUUUCUGAACAUUGCUCAUGAUGAUAUUUCUGUGGUUAUUUCUUGUAGUAUACUGUAUUUGAUACACUGGUUACCAGAAGCUCAAACUGAAUGCACUUUUCAAAUGUUUCACAAGUCCUUUACUCUGGUCAAAUGUUCAUGUAUACAUUUUCACUCAAUUUUCAGGGAGACAUAAAUUUGUCGUACUUAUGAAGAAAGAUAUUUGUGGCUGCUUUAAACAACAUUCCCAGGUGAAAUAUUUUUAUUUUGCAGUACAGUUGGUUCUUAUAUAUUGAGCCACAUAAUCUUGUGUGUCUUUUGGCAAUCCUUGACAAUCUAAAUAUGAGGGAAGAAACUCCAUAAGUACUGUAACACAUAUACUGUAUACCUUUGAUAUAGAAAAGUACUUGUACAUUCUGAUAAUAUUGUAUACAAUGCUUCCUGCUAAAUGAAGUGACAUCCCCCUGGGUAAGAGUUAUAGAAGUUAGGGCCCAAAUUGAUGUUUGACCAUCUUAAGGAUUUCACGUCCUCGCUUCUUUUCUUGGCUGAAGCACAUUCAUCUCAUGACUUACUCACAUUCUUCCCUUGGCCUAGACCAGAUCUCCUUAUACUGUAGAUAACAAAUUGAUUCCUCAUGUUUAAGAGAAAAUAUUCCUGCGACAUGAUGAAAUCUUCCAUUAAUCAUAUUACAGUACAGUACAGUACAGGGGGUCCCCAGGUUAAGAGGAGACUUACUGUACUAUGAACCAGUUGUACCUAUGUCAGAUUUUUUAAAUAAUUGACCUUAUGGGACCUUGUUCGUAUUGGCGGGUGUUCGUAAGUCAGACGUUCGUAACUCUGGAACCCCCUGUACUGUGUAUUUUUUAGCGACAAAUUUCUCCUAUAACUAAAAUAAGCCCAAUCUCAUUAUAUGUUGUACUAAUAAAGUACAGUACAGUAUACUGUACCUAAGUAUCUUACGGAGUCACUUAUCUCAAAGUCUCAGUUGUUAAAACUCAACAUAUAGGACUCUUAUGGAAGAAUUUAUUUAACACAGAAAUAUAAUAUUUUCACUUAGAUAAGAUAAGAUGAAAAUAAAGGAGUACUGGAUAGGUUGAUUGGCAGCAUCAGUGUUUAUGUCAGGUAAAGUAGAUGAAAGUUAGGCAUACUUUAAUUUUGGCCAACUUAGGUAAUGUUGAUAGAUAAUAAGUAUUUAUUUUCUUACUUGUAGGAACUAGUAAGUCUUAGGAUGUAAUUAUGUAAGCAGGCAGACAAAGUCUUAAAAGCUGAAGAAUUGUAGAGGGUUUUAGACUCUAAAAAGCUUACAAAGAUUUUAGAGUAUAAAAACAACAUAAUGUCAGAUGCUAAAGUGUAAAGUAUAGUUACUGGUUUUUAAGCUCUUCUGUUAUGUAACAACAAGUUGAAGAGUAGCACAGGCACAAUCAAAUGGAAGAACAAGCUUUGAAAAAUAAAAGUUUUUCAAAAUCUAUCACUUCUAAAAAAAUAUCUUUCAACGGCAAAUAAUACUUACAAAUAAGAAAUUGCUCUGCAUUGUACUUAUGGAACAAUAAAGUAGCAUUUGUUCCUUUAUGUGAUAUAUUUUGAAAAUAAACUUAGGACCAUGCAGUGGUUCUACAGUUAGUAGGCUUGUUUUUUGCUAGCAACGUGUGCCAUUGCUCAAAACUUUGUGGCCAUUAGAGGACCUUUUUUGGUUAGGAUACAAUACUGUAUACAGUACAUACUUCACUUCAACGAUUUUAAUGUUAAUGAUGCAUCACAAUAACGAUAGUAAUGAAAGGCGACACCUCAACACAUUAACAAUACAUUUCAACACAAUAAUGAUCAGUAGCACAAGUUGAUAGUCACUCUGGGCGGCAAUCUUGAUGACGUCAGUGAGCAGGGUGGUUUGCUUUGAUCAGAGCGUGUGAACAGGAGGUGUGGUGUAACUUACUCACUUAUCUGUGUCCUGCUGCUGCUGCUCCUGAUGAUAAUGUUCAAUAUUUACCUGUGUGUGAUCUGUUAGAUGAUUUACCACUAGACUUCACUGGCUUUGAGACUGAAGGAUCAGUUGGUGGUGGUGCUGAGGAAGCAGUGCAGUAUGAGAGUGUGGGGGGCAGGGCAGGGGGGCACUAACACCACUUCCCUGCCUUGGAUGACAGCAAACAGUUUCAUUAAGCAGUUUAGUGAGUGUCCAAAGGUUAGAUAUUAACUCUACAUACAGUAUUAAUGUGUGUAAAUAAGUGGUUGUAAUUUUUGUGGGGGUUAUAGGGGGUAUAAGAGUCUGAGGGCUGAUACAAAUUGACCCAUUUAGCAUGUAAACUAUACUCACCACAUUAACGAUUUUUACCUUAACGACCGUUUUCCUGGUACCAAUUAGUCGUUAAAGUGAAGUAUGGACUGUAAAGCAAUUUGCAGGAUUCUCCAAGUCUAACAUAGUUCAGUACUGUAAUACAGUACUACAUAAUUUUUAUGGGCAUGAAAAUGUGAUACUGAUUCAAUAUCGAAUAAAUUUUCAGUAGUGUGACCCACCAGAGGUGCUGAUGUUAUGGCCUCUUCAGGUACCUCAGACCCUGCUUGUUUCUCAUACUUGACAUAAGUCUUAGUUCAGUAUCUCCUAGAUAGAAGAUGAACAAACUAGGUAUACUGUAGUACAAUGGGAAUCAUUGUUAAAUGUUAUUGUUGGCAGUUAUUACAUUAAUGAUUUUCACAGGCAGCUGUACAAGGCUUUAAAAGUUAUUUAUCAGUUGUGUGAGCCAACACUCCGUCAAUGAUGUAUUAAGGCACUGGCCUUCAGAUUCUUGUAUUGUAAUACUGUAUGUAUUAUGCAUUAUUAGUGUGUUUGUCCAGACCAUAGCUAUUUUAGAAUUUAUAAUAACCAGAUUAACCAGAAUUUGUUAAGAUACUCCUUUCUUUAGGGUUAUUGGUGCAUAGCUCUUGUCUGACAAAAUCCAAGCUUAUUUAUACCAGUGCUGCACAUCUUCUGCAGGUUUUGCAGAGAUUAACCCAUUGUGUUGUAACAAUUGGUGUUUGGACAAUUAGUGGAGCAGAUAGACAAAUUGAUGUGAAAUUACUCUCAUGGGGGAUACAUUAGUUCCAAUUCAUGAAGGAUAUAUAUGUUAGGAUUCAUGAGAGCUACAUAAGUUAGGAUUCAUGAGAGAUACAUAAGUUAGGAUUCAUGAAAGAUACAUAAGUUACAGUUUAUAAGAGAUACACAAAUUAGGGUUCAUGAGAGAUACAUAAGUUAGGAUUCAUGAGAGAUAAGAAGCUAGUAUGUUGAGGCAGCUGGUGCUAAGGUGAAUCAUGAAAUGUAUCAGCAUAAACUAAUAGUAAUAAUGGUAGCGUGUUUGUCAUAGUAGAAGAGUAACUCCCAUUUAUCAGCACCUGUUUAGCUGUGAACACAAUGAGUAAUUCUCUAAGAUUACAGUAUGUUUGCUCUCACAGUAUUGUAGUAGAAGUAAUAUUAUUUAUGAAUUGGCACAUAUUUUAUUUAUUAUUAUUAUUAUUUUUUUUUUUUUUACCCUGAACCAAUAUGCUCACCAAGACUGUUAGGCACAUGUCUUUUGUUAUGUGCCAAUACUGAACUGUAUUGCUCUCUUCCUCUCUGCUGCUUUUACUGAAAUAUGGUGUGUACCAAAUUCGUGUUGUGACUUGUUCUACAAUUGAAUAUGAUUCUCAUGGAAAAUAGAUUAUUCAAUGCAUGGAAUUUAUUUUAGAAAACAAGGAACACGAUGUAUGUUAUGAUUUUGGCAAAGUGCUUGAAAACUGUGGAUGAGAAAUUGCCAUUAACAGGGGCGUACCCAGGAUUCUGGGGGACUUUUUGAGGCCAUAUGCAACGGCUAUUAGGUUAUUUGAAAAGAUAAUCAAGGGGUAAUUUAGAGUGAGAGUAAAUAUUCAAUGUCAUAAAAGACACUUGAAAAGGAAAAAGUACAAGGUGAGUUCAACAUAUAAAUCAUGUUUUAUUUUAGAAACUUAUUUAUAUGCUAUCACUACCACAUUUCGAGUUCAUUAACAUUUUAUUUUGUAUUGUUUAAGCAAUCACUUCAUUGCAUAGUUUCAAAAAUAUUUAACAAUAUCAUGUCACACUUCAUGUAACACAAAUUUUUAUUAAAUUUCAACCCCAACCUUCCUAUUGAUAACUCAAUUAAUGACUAAAGAUAGCACUUGCGAGCAAUAAUUAGGGAUGUGCAUAGACAACAUAUGAAGAUAAUGUAAACUGAAACGUUGAUAUACCGGGUAGUUCAUCGUACCGGGUAUUCGUAUAUUUUGUGUUUCCCCGACUAUUUCUACAUCCUAUAAAUGUCACGAAUAUCCAUUAUUUGAAAUACUUUGUUUAACAUCUAAUAUUCAACACAGUACAGUAAAAAUGAUGAUUAAUAAUAAGUUGUCAGCAAUAAUUAGGGAUUCCCAAAUUAUUGCUAACAACUUAUUAUUAAAUUAUUAAACCUCAUUUAAUGUGUUUAAUAUUAAGAAUAUUAGAUUUUAAAUUUGUAUUACAAAAAUGUACAUUCGUGACAUUUAUAUGAUGUAGAGAUAUAAGCAGGACUAGAGUUUUGGGAUUCUAAAUGUUUCUCAAUAUUCAACACAGUAAUUGAUGAUUUAGGGAAGCAAAAAAAAAAUAUAAAUAGUCGGUACGGUGAACUAUAUCAUACAUCAUUUAUGAAAAUUAUUUCCAUUCCUGUCUGACUUACGCAUAAUUAAUAGAUAUUUGUACUUAUGUCGUGGGCAUUUCGAUGCAGAAGUGACAUUUACAUCGUCACACUGUAGCUUACGUUUCACUGGGAUGCUAGCAGUUGUACUGGAUUCAGUGUUGGUGGAUGAUGUUGUACCCAGAGUCUCCUUGGCGAUGUCUCUGGUAGGGCUUGGUGGCUUUGACUGUACGCCAGUUGGGCUCAUAAAAUUGCGAAUUUCAUCGUAGUUUAGAAACAACGCAAACACACUAUACACGCACGGGAAUAACACGAUGAUGUAAGAGUGCACAUGUGUUGUUCACAGCUGAAACAGGGACUCGUGACUGACUCCUGGGUCAGAACUUGGUCAAUUAUGUGAAGAUGCCAGUGGUCCUGAGGGUCAUGUCAGGUCAUAAGCUGAGCUUAUGACCUGACAUGACCCAAAAUUCCACACACAAAUAUGUCUUAUAAUCAAGCUACUUGUGUCACUUGUGUUUGACCGUAUUAAGAUUAAAUAUGACAGGUAAGGGAGGGAGAUGACGGCAGAUCAAAGACACUUCAGACGAGCAGCAUGGGCUUCGAGGGGGGUUUCGGGGCAAUCGGGAAACCCCCCUGGAUACACCCCUGAUUAAUGGACUGUGAUUUGAAAGGGUUCUGGUAGCUAAUUGAUGAGCACUAUACUGUAAAUGUUAGUUAUAGUACUUGGGUUUAUUUAUUUUUUUAAUGUGGUUUGCAUGUACAGUACAGGUAAUUCUGUAGCUCCAAAUUUUAGAUAUACAGUUAGGUCAAAACUGAUAACUUCUGGUCAGGCCAGAACUGUAAACAUCCAGUCAGGCCAGGACUGUCAACAUCAGUUCCUGUUAGGUCAGAGGUGAAAACUAACCUGACCUGGAGUUGAUAGUAAUUACCUCUACUGUAUCAUUGAUAAAUAAAGUUUCUUGUGAAGGAUCCACCAGUACAUGUACAGUAUACCGUGUUUCUCUGUAAAAGAAAUGAGAUUAUGUACAAAAUUUUAUUAAGAUCUAAAUAAUGCUGUACUUAAGUAAAUGAGUAAGUAAGAA